CCCCCCCCGCCCCCACAGUUGGUAGAGUCCGGGACGGAGCAUCAUGGCGAUUGACGGAGGGGGGAGGAACUGUGGUGUUCAUGAGCUCAUCUGUGCCAGACGAGUCUCUCCUGAGCUUCUGGGUGUCCUGUCUUCCAUUGCAGCCUUCAUGGCGUUGAUAGCUCUGUUUUUUCUUUACCUCAGCAACAAGCUGUCAGUGGAGAGUCCUGCCGAUCUGUCACAUCUCAGUGGCUAUGAGAACAACCAGCCAGAGGGAGUUUUAUCAGGCAGCGAGGAGGACAAAGGGCCCGAGGCCGUGGCCCAGCAGAACCCAACUUCUGCGUGGAGAAACAAACGCAAACAGUCCACUGAUCAGGGAGGCUACAGCAGCGAAGCCUCCAGCGAACAGGCCAGCAGCAUCCAGAGAAUAAAGAAGAAUUCCUCCCUCAGUGAUCCCCAGCCUCCCCCGUACCAGGACGAGGGCUCGGCACCGCGCGUGUCCUCUCGUUCCCGCUCGGAGCGAGGGGUCCGGAGGGGGUCGUCCCCCCAGCACUGCGACAGCCCCCGCUGCUCCAGUGAGGCCAGUGUGGACCAGGACACUGAGAGCUACCUCAACAAGGGCUGUGGGGAGGACAUUCCCAGUGACAGCACCGCUGUGCUGGGACCAGAGGACGGCUCUGGUUCUCAGCUCCCUACAGCCUAUGAGCCAGAGCCAUUUGCCAAAUACGGCACGCUGGACGUCGCUUUCGAGUACGACUCCGGUGAGCAGUGGUUGGCCGUCACAGUCACCGCGGCGACAGACAUCCCUGCUCUCAAACAGACGGGCAACAUUGCGUGGCAGGUCCACCUGGUCCUGCUGCCCACCAAGAAGCAACGGGCCAAGACGGGCGUGCAGAAGGGUCCGUGUCCAGUCUUCACGGAAACAUUCAAGUUUUCCAGGGUGGAACAGGAGGCCCUGGGGGACUACGCUGUUCGCUUCCGCCUGUACAGCAUCAGGCGGAUGAAAAAGGAGAAGGUCCUGGGAGAGAAGGUGUUCUACCUGACUAAGCUCAACCUGCAGGGCAAGAUCGCUCUACCUGUCACCCUGGAGCAGGGCUCUGAACUUACAGGUUGCGGCUCUGUAGUGAGCGUGUCUCGCAGUGCAGGAGCUCUGUCCUAUCGCUCUACUGAAGACUCGUCCUUGCCAGAGAUCCUCCUGGGUCUCCUCUACAACUCUGCCACGGGACAGUUAUCUGCUGAGGUCAUCCAGGGAAGCCACUUCAAAACCACAGCGUCUGAUAAACCCGUCAAUGGUCUGUUCUGUUGUAUAAAACACUUCGUAGGGGGGCAGCUUUAUAUCAUGAGAGACACCUACGUGAAGCUGACCAUGCUGGACUCCAAGGGGAAAGAGAUGUCCAAGUGUAAGACGGCUGUGUGCCGCGGCCAGCCCAACCCCACCUACAAGGAGACGUUUUUGUUCCAGGUGGCGCUCUUCCAGCUGUCCGAGGUGUCCCUGGUGUUGUCGGUGUUCUGCCGCCGGAGCAGCAUGAGGCCCAGGGAGAGGCUGGGCUGGGUCUCCCUGGGCCUCAACAGCACCGGCGAGGAGCAGCAGGCCCACUGGACAGAGAUGAAAGAGGCGGAGGGACAGCAGGUCUGCCACUGGCACACACUUACCGACACAUAGGAGGGCGAUUUAUGCAGAGUGACAUUAACAACAUUCCCUGGCUGGUCAGAGUUUUGGGGGAGCAGGAAGCACCUUGUGAGAUGUGAGAUGUGUGUGUGUGUGUGUGUGUGUGUGUGUGUCGCAUACAGGUGUGAGGGCAGGCAUGGGUUUCCUGCCAGAGACUGCAUGAAUACCCUUUAAUCUGCCACUUCUCUCGGAGGGCGACAGACUGACUUUAUUGGUGGAGGUGUAAGCUCCAGCACCAGCCUUUUUAAUGACAGAAAAAGGCAGUGGCAGACUGAAAAAUUAAUGACAUUAUAAUUACCGAACUAACCAAGAACGCAAGGAGGUUUUCCAGUAAUUCCGCCUAGCGCACGAUAUGCAUGUACACUGACUGUUUACAGGACAGUGUUUUCUGUUUUUGAAUCUUGGACCAAAGAGCUCGGUCCAUGACUAGCGGACUCCUCCCUGUCUCUCCUGGGCUUCUCUGGGCUUCAGCUGCCACCAGCAUACCAGACAUUUCUCUAUCAGUCAUAGCCAUUGACAAAAGAGAAGGCAAUGAAAAGACUGUUACAAAGGGCCUACGACAUGCUGCAACUAUGCUUACAAGCUAUGCUUUGUACAGUUUGUUUACAUGCACAUGACAUUAUGCAAGAUCCAUUCAUAGGUUUCCCCUUUUUAUGUUUUUUGGAUUAUCAGUCAAAUGGUUUACCAGAUUUAUGGGUGUCUCUCUGGGGUAUGUAAGAUAGCUUUUUUUUUUUUUUUUUCUUUUUCAAAUGUGGUCUUGCAUAACUCGGUACACUAUGCAUCUGACGCCACUAUAAACGAGAGGAAGGAAAUUCUGUCUUGCGCUCGCUGAGUCUCUUACAGAAUUGGACACAGCUCUGCAUGCCAAUGGUAUCAAAGAACAGCUUCCUUUCCUGUGUAAUACAGAUUGAGCCUGUUUCACCAUUCAGCCUUCUGACAACUCAGCCAUGUUCAUUCAUGCAGAAACACGGUGCUUCCCGCUGAGGAGGAAUAUGCAAAAGCCUGCGCGGCCCAAUAAUCCUGGCUGUUUCCAUGAAGCAGAGAGAGCAGUGUAGACUGUGAAGUGAGUUGGAAUGGCAAAAUGAAAUUGCAGUAUAUAUA
This is a messenger RNA of Perca flavescens (yellow perch), 2749 nucleotides long. RefSeq names its product synaptotagmin XIVb (gene syt14b). The record is from RefSeq and is a predicted model, not a curated record. Gene Ontology annotation, molecular function: phospholipid binding. The transcript is spliced from 9 exons. NCBI's taxonomy places the organism in Eukaryota, Metazoa, Chordata, Actinopteri, Perciformes, Percidae. Bases 44 to 1642 code for a protein of 532 amino acids.